Messenger RNA from Mus caroli (Ryukyu mouse), 1743 nucleotides. It is a transcript of the gene Lrrc30, whose product is annotated as leucine rich repeat containing 30. Gene Ontology annotation, molecular function: protein binding. Lineage: Eukaryota; Metazoa; Chordata; Mammalia; Rodentia; Muridae. Gene Ontology annotation, cellular component: cytoplasm. The record is from RefSeq and is a predicted model, not a curated record.
CGGUAAGACAAGCUCUCUCCACCUCCACGCUAUGAUCCCCUGUCUUCACCUCCAGACUACACUGCUUACCAGUCUGACAUUGGGAGCUCAGGCAGGACCAACAUCUAACCUUGAAGGAGGAAAGGAAGAGCCAAUGGGGACCAAACAGUCCAGGGCCAGCUCCAACGACAAGGACCCCAAGAGGCUUCUGUUGGGGAAGAGACAGAAGUUCUCUUCGUGGGAUGAUACCCUGCUCUUGGGGAAGGACCCACGGUCCUUGCUGAAGCGUGGCAUGCGGCACGUCAGCUUCAGUCUAGUCACCAAAGGAAUGACAGACAUCCCAGAUUUUCUGUGGGGCUUGUUGGAGGUCCAGAAACUCAAUCUGUCCCACAACCAGCUCCGAGUUCUCCCGCCUGAGGUGGGCAGGCUGACCCGGAUCGUGGUCCUAAACUUGUGUGGGAAUUGCCUCAAGAGUCUCCCCAGAGAAGUCAGCCUCCUCCAGAGCCUCAAGGUCCUGUUCCUCAACAUGAACUGCCUGGCGGAGGUGCCAGCCGAGCUCAGCCUGUGCAGGAACCUGGAGGUGCUGAGCAUGUCGCACAACUGCCUAUCCCAGCUCCCAGCCAGCUUUGCAGACCUCUCCAGACUUCGGAAGCUGAACCUCAGCAACAACUACUUUGCUCACAUCCCCCUCUGUGUAUUCUCUCUGAAGGAGCUAGACUUUCUGCACGUGGGCUCCAAUCGCCUAGAAAACAUCGCCGAGAGCAUCCAGUGCCUGGCUAGCUUGCAGAUCUUCAUUGCAGAGAACAACAACAUCCACUCCUUCCCCAGGUCGCUCUGUCUCGUCACCAGCCUAGAGCUGCUGAACCUGAACAACAACGACAUCCAGACCCUCCCAGAUGAACUCUACCUGCUCUGCAGACUGGGGAGGAUUGCGUGGAACCCCAUGGACAAAGGACUGCACAUUUCCCAUAAUCCUUUAUCCAAGCCCUUGCCGGAGCUGGUGGAGGGGGGUCUGGAGAUGCUCUACAGCUACCUGAAGGACAAAAAGCACAACUGAGGUGGACAGCAAGAGGCAUGGACAUCAGACACAUGGACAAGGGUCAGCUUGUGUGGACUCCAUUAGCUGGGGUCCUUCUCUAGAUGAAGGAUUUUUAAUGUUAGUGUCUAUCAGUGCUGGGCUCCCAUUUGCUAAUUUGCUGUGGAGCAUUGGACCAGGUGAGAUAUUUGCCUUUUAACCUUAUCUGUCCUUAGUAUCCUGGUAUCCCUGACCAAGAAAAUAUGUUCAUCUCACUCAAAGUGUGACUUGAAGCAGGCUUUUGCGUUUUUCCAAAAGGAACAAACUACCCUAGCAGUGAGGCUUAGCUCUCAGUAACGUGAAUGAUAAGUCAAACUUGACAUAAUUCCAAGAUCAAAUAUAUACUUCUAUGUCCUGUGUGCCAAGCAGAGUGGGAAGGGCAGAAAUCAUUUACUUUUAGGUGUUUUCCACUCCUCCAAUCAAUAACCUGCAGUGAGGCGGCAUCAGCAAGACAAGUUCCUGUGUCAGCCCCAAGCAAGCUUCUUUCCAGAGGAAAGGGUAAGGAGAAGUUAGGCUCAGUGCUGUCUGGGACCAAAACAGGCAAAGCUGUCCCUUCGGGUUUGGGGAAAUGAUCAUAGGAACUAUUCCUUUAAGACGCCUACAGGAUCUGUAUCAGGGCUAUUCGUGGUUGUGUGUGCUGGUGACAACCAGAUGGCACUGUGGCUUUCAGGGAAUAAACAUGAUGGUCU